AUGGCGUCAAUUCGGAACUUUGGUUGGACUCGCUGGAAUCAGAGUCAUUCUUCCAUUGGGGCCCACGGGGAGAAUAAGCUUUUGCGUUAUGCGGGCACGUUGGUGAAGCGAGAAUCAUUGGGCGAGGAGGUGACCAACGAUCUACAUGGUCAUAUUCAAAAUCGCUAUGCUACAACUGGCACGGCCAUGGUGGAUGGGCUAGACAUGCAACGCGACUAA
Messenger RNA from Penicillium diatomitis, 219 nucleotides. RefSeq lists its product as uncharacterized. NCBI's taxonomy places the organism in Eukaryota, Fungi, Ascomycota, Eurotiomycetes, Eurotiales, Aspergillaceae. The record is from RefSeq and is a predicted model, not a curated record. The transcript has 2 exons. Bases 1 to 219 code for a protein of 72 amino acids.